CUUUUCUUCAGAUCUUCACCGUCGACCUUCGAUCAGCAGGCUUGAGAUGAGAAUACACGUAUACACGGAGUUACAGUUGAUUUUUCCCAUUUCGAAAUCGAAAAUCUGAAAAACUGGAAACAAGUUGCGCUUUGCAGAAGAAACUAGCAAGUACAAAAUAUCAGAUACUCAAAAGGAACUCAAAAUUCAUCAUCUUGUACAAAAUUCAAGAUUCCCUUUUUUCACUUUCAUUUCCUCUCUCUACGUUUUUCGGUGCAGAUCGUUAGUGUGUGAAUUUUUCUGUGUAAGGAUGAACUGUCGGGGUCUGUUUUGAACUUCGAUCUUAGUUGCAACUUAAGUUUCUGCUACUCAAUUUCUGCGUCUUUUUGAGUGUUGAAGUUGGUGAAAUUUCGUAUUUGAAGUUUUGGAGGUUAAUUGGUGGAUUCACCGGUGGUGGGUGAGCGUUUGUGUGAAAUUCAGGGUUUUUGAUUUUUGGGAUCUGGUGUGAGCAUGGGGUUUGAAUGUCAAUUGGACUUGAUUUUGCACUUAGGUCCUGAUUGAAGUGAACCAGCUGGGUUUUUAAAGUUAUUUAUUUAUUGGUUUUUUCUUUUUUUAAAUGUAUGUUGGAAUAAAUUAGGAGAAGAAGAAGGGUUUGGCUAUAGUUAUAGGAUAAAGAUUGUUUGGGGAGAGAGCAAGAUGUUUUAUUCGCAGUUUAUAUUGGCAAAAAAGGGGCCUCUGGGUACCAUAUGGAUAGCCGCCCAUUUGGAGCGGAAGCUGCGUAAGAAUCAGGUUGCUGAUACAGAUAUUGGAGUCUCCGUAGAUUCAAUUCUUUUCCCCGAUGCUCCAAUUGCACUUCGGUUGUCUAGCCAUCUUCUGCUUGGAGUAGUGAGGAUAUAUUCUCGAAAGGUGAGCUACCUCUUUGAUGAUUGCAGUGAGGCUUUACUGAAGGUUAAGCAAGCUUUUCGCUCUGCUGCUGUGGAUUUACCUCCAGAAGAAUCAAAGGCACCAUAUCACUCCAUCACCUUGCCAGAGACAUUUGAUCUUGAUGAUUUUGAGCUGCCCGAUAAUGACAUUUUCCAGGGUAACUACGUUGACCAUCAUAUUAGUUCAAGGGAGCAAAUUACCCUUCAGGAUACUGUGGAUGGUAUCGGUUACUCCACGUCAAAGUUUGGACUGGAUGAGAGGUUUGGGGAUGGUGAUGCUUCUGGAUUGGACCUUGAUGAGGUAUAUAUUCACACUAUUGAUGCUGUUGUAUUUUUUUGUAUUGCUUUAUAUUUAACACUGUUAUAAUGCUUGAUUUUAUCA
Olea europaea var. sylvestris is the source of this 1284-nucleotide messenger RNA. RefSeq names its product sister chromatid cohesion 1 protein 4-like. Gene Ontology annotation, biological process: replication-born double-strand break repair via sister chromatid exchange; synaptonemal complex assembly; mitotic sister chromatid cohesion. Lineage: Eukaryota; Viridiplantae; Streptophyta; Magnoliopsida; Lamiales; Oleaceae. The transcript is spliced from 4 exons. The record is from RefSeq and is a predicted model, not a curated record. The coding region runs from base 676 to 1269 and encodes 197 amino acids. Gene Ontology annotation, cellular component: cohesin complex; synaptonemal complex. Gene Ontology annotation, molecular function: protein binding; chromatin binding.